AAAAAAAAAAACUGAGAAUAUUCAGAUCCAAUCUCUCUUUCUCGGCAAUCCUAUCAGCAUCCUCCGCACCUCAACAAUUUACCUCUCUAUCUAUUUUCGUUCGUGUGGAUCAUUGAUAUCGACGCUUUGCAUCCUUCGUUCCUAGGUUUACCAACAGCCAUUCCUGGCUAGAGUUAGAAAUUGUCUCUUACGACAAGGAGAUCUAAGUUUCAGAGCAAAACAACAUUGAUCAUGUUAUUUGGUUUUAGCAUGCAUUGAAAGUGAUGAAGGGGAAAACUUAUGAAAAAAGUUAAAAGAAGAUAGUAGAGAUGGUAGAGAGCCAAUGUGUAGAAGCCAGUGGCAACGAGGACCAAAUACUGGUCCGCGAAUUGUGUGCAAAUGGAGCUUGCAUGAAAGUAGACGAGGUAGAAGCAAAGCUUGAUGCAGGAAAUAUACAAGAGGCUGAAUCUUCUAUACGGGAGGGGUUAUCUUUAAGUCUUGAGGAAGCUAGAGCCCUCCUUGGGAGGUUGGAGUAUCAGAGAGGGAACAUAGAAGGGGCUCUUGGUGUUUAUGAUGGCAUCGAUCUCCAAGCUGCCACAGAGAGAUUGCAGUCUUUAGCUGACAAUAAUGCUGCCCGUAAAAACCGACCUCGUGAUUCGCCGACGAGUGGCUCACAACAUGCCGCCAGCCUGGUGCUUGAAGCAAUAUACUUGAAGUCCAAGUCCCUACAAAAGCUUGGGCGAUCCUAUGAUGCUGCUCAGGAAUGUAAGAGUGUGCUUGAUGCAACGGAGAAGAUAUUCCAGCAGGGGAUAUCCGAUGUACAGGUAGAUAACAGGUUGCAAGACACGGUGAGUCAGGCAGUAGAGCUGCUCCCCGAGCUCUGGAAGCAAGCUGGUUACUAUCCCGAAGCAAUAUCUGCUUACAGAAGAGCUCUUCUAAGCCAGUGGAAUCUCGAUAACGACUGUUGCGCAAGGAUUCAGAAAGCAUUUGCGGUUUUCCUGCUGCACAGUGGAGUGGAGGCUGCCUCCCCGAGUUUGACAUCUCAGGUUGAAGGUUCUUACGUACCCAAACAUAACCUGGAAGAGGCCGUCUUGCUUUUGCUUAUCCUUGUCAGGAAAUACAGCCUUGGCAAGACGAAAUGGGACCCGUCGGUUAUGGAGCAUCUUAGCUUUGCAUUAUCCAUCUGCAACCAAACUUGUGUCUUAGGGAAGGAGCUUGAAGAGACGCUGCCAGGUGUGCUCCAUCGCGUCGAACGGUGGAACACUCUGGCUCUCUGUUACAGUGGGGCAGGACAGAACAGAGUCGCGUUGAACCUACUGAGAAAGUCUCUCCACAAGCACGAGAGGCCAGACCACGUAGUGGCGUUGUUGCUGGCUGCCAAAAUAUGCAGCGAGGAUUCUCAUCUUGCUGCGGAGGGAGUGGAGUAUGCACAGAGAGCAGCCACUGUGAAAGCACAGGGUGGUGCUGAUGACGACGAGCAGAACCUCAAAGGUGUGGCCGUCCAUGUGUUGGGACUGUGCUUGGCCAAACAAGCUAAAGCUUCUUCGUCUGAUUUCGAACGGUCUCGGUUGCAGGCCGAAGCCUUGAAAUCGUUAGAGGUUGCAGCCUCCUUGGAGCCGAGCAAUCCGGAUCUGGUGUUCGACCUGGGUGUUCAACAUGCAGAGCAACGCAACCUGAGCGUUGCUCUGCGUUAUGCUAAGAAAUACAUUGACGUGACUGGUGGGUCCAUGUCAAAGGGUUGGAGAUUGUUGGCUCUCAUACUAUCUGCUCAGCAGCGAUUCUCGGAGGCUACGGUGGUCACUGAUGCUGCUUUGGAUGAGACCGCAAAAUGGGAGCAAGGACCACUGCUCAGGCUGAAGGCAAAACUCAAAGUUGCACAGUCUCUCCCUUCAGAAGCUAUCGAAACCUACAGUUAUUUGCUUGCGUUGAUCCAAGCACAGAGGAAGUCUUUUGGCCCUGUCAUAAGUGUUUCUCAGGCUGAGGAUGACAAGGUGAACGAAUAUGAAGUCUGGCAUGGUCUAGCCGAUUUGUAUUCUAGGCUUUCUCAGUGGAAAGACGUGGAGGUGUGCCUGGGGAAAGCGAGAGAACUGAAAAAGUACUCUCCGGAGCUGCUUCAAACGGAAGGCAUGAUGCUGGAAGCACGUGGAGAGUUACAGGCCGCCUUGUGCUCUUACGUAUGUGGACACCUGAUGGAGCCAUCUUAUGUCCCUGGAAUCAUACUGGUUGCGGCCCUGCUAUCCAAGAGGGAAUCCGAGGCUUCGAAACCUGUAGCGAGAAGCAUCCUCACUGAUGCACUCCGGCUUGAACCCACGAAUCGGAAGGCCUGGUACUACUUGGGGAUUGUGCAUAGGGAUGAUGGGCGAACAGCUGAUGCUGCUGACUGCUUCCAAGCUGCAUCCAUGCUCGACGAAUCUGACCCCAUUGAGAGUUUCACUUCUAUCUACUGACUGACCGUUUCCUGGCUGGUUGAUGGCUUCAUCAAUCCACCCAACUAUCGACAACUUUCUUCACCAGUGUUAUCUACCCACUUUUGAAGAGCCCAUCACAGUCCUCUGAUUCUGAAUAUGCCCCCUAUUUUUGUGUGGUUUUUGGAGGUGAAUAUGGUUGGGAGAGAGAGAAACUUUCAAGAGGGCUAAAGAGUCAUAUUGAGGAAAAGACCAUGUAUGUAUGAUUAUGAAUAAUAUGUUUGAAAGUAAAAGAGAGUAUAGUAGUGGUGGCGAGUCUUUAUAAUUCUAUAUUCCUGGUUGAGCUUUCAUAAAUGUAUAUUGUGGUUUUUAGCCUAGAAAUAGAGUAAGUGAAGAAAAAAAAGAAAAUUUUCCAUUAAAAGAAAAUUUCAGUCACCGUACCAAAUGUACAUUGUUACUCUCUCACAGC
This is a messenger RNA of Linum tenue, 2853 nucleotides long. The record is from the annotation of a GenBank genome assembly. NCBI's taxonomy places the organism in Eukaryota, Viridiplantae, Streptophyta, Magnoliopsida, Malpighiales, Linaceae.